Messenger RNA from Biomphalaria glabrata, 5991 nucleotides. Its product is annotated as angiomotin-like. The record is from RefSeq and is a predicted model, not a curated record. Gene Ontology annotation, biological process: regulation of cell migration; actin cytoskeleton organization. Lineage: Eukaryota; Metazoa; Mollusca; Gastropoda; Planorbidae. Gene Ontology annotation, cellular component: bicellular tight junction; plasma membrane; cytoplasmic vesicle. Bases 345 to 2879 code for a protein of 844 amino acids. The transcript has 14 exons.
UACUUAGAUCUACAUCCUUAACCGCGGCUAGACCGUUGUUGUUUUUUGUAUUUAUUUUGUUGUGCUUUGUGGAUACAUUUCUAACCUGAUGUCUUCACGGUGAACUUGAAUUUCUUAUAUUUUGUAUAUUUGAAUUAAAUAAUGAAUCGUGUUAUUUUAAAUCUCUAGGAGUAUAAAAGUACUUCGACUUACAAGCAGGUGGAAGGAUCUGUAUCAAAACAAAAUCGUUUUGAUAUCUCCGAUGUGCUGGUAGUUGUGUGUGAUACAGGGGGACACUUUUGUACCGACAGAUUUUUUUACAAAGGAUUUCUAUCAUUUCGGAAUUUAUUAUGAUACAUUAAAACAUGUUGCUGAUACAGUUGUCAGAUGAAAGUGUCUAUGAGAACAGUAGGUCCGAGGCUCUAUCCAGAUAUACUUGGGUAGACAUGCAGAACUACAGAGACCCACCUCCAUACCCAGGGCAUUCUAAACAGGUAUAUCCGAACCAGCCAGGAUUUCGUCAAAGCUUUUCUGGCAGUGAGACAAGCACAGAUGUGUCCUUGUCAUCCACUGAGAACCUGGCAACAUCACAGCGCCAAGAGCCUCAAGGUGAAGAAACUCAGACGACCUUCAACUACAACCUAGACGAUGGAAGCAGCUACAGCAUUUUAGAGCGGCUAGGAAUGCCACCAGGUGCUUUGGAUUCUGCUGGGAAGUUCCCUACAUCUGGCAGUGCCAACAGUCUUAGUGCCAUGUCUUCUUACUAUCAGGAAAGAUCUAAUCUUUGGUACCAGAGUGACCUAAGCACUGCUUCAACUAGUCUAGGGCUCUCUUCAUCCACCCUACCUGUGUAUUCAAAAGGACACUUAACAGUGCCUCAGUGGCAAUUGAACAGUGCCCAAUCUCAGAGAGACAGGAACUUUAGCUCUUCACAGAUUCGAGGGGCAACGCCUACCUCGGACUAUGUGUCGUCUGCUCACACCACAGAUGUCAUUUCCUCAUCGCAAUCUUCUCAUUUAAUGACCACGAGGUCAGGAGAGUACAGUUCAUACAACUCCACAAGUGUCAACAAAACAGCGACAGACCCUGCCAUUUCAUUACCACAUCUGUCCUCCUCGUCGUGCCAUCAGUACUUAUCUCCUCGUGUUCCCCCGGUGUCGACCUACCACCACCCGCACCCGUAUGUCAAUGCACACUGGACUGUGGGCAGUGGGGAUUCGAGCUCCAGCUCUCAUUCCUCACUGACCACCUUCAGUCACUCUGCGCCACUGCCCAGAUCGUCAUCUGGUACAAUCCCAACAACACACUCUGGUCACGCCACUCCCGUCUCUUUCAUGAACAGCCUGCCCCCUCCACCAGAGUACCCUGGAAAUCAAAGCAAUAGUUCACCAUUGGACAAAAAUACAGACAUUAGGUCUUGCAGAUCAUAUGAGACAAUGGAUAAGGUGAAUGUUCAAAGAUCCCACCCAGACCUUCGGUUGUGCUCAUCAAGUCCUGGUCUCUAUAAUCCUCAAGAAGUCAAAUAUCAAAGCCCACGUGGAAGUGGGAGCAAUAGUGCUGAUGAAACUGACCAGGUGACCAUCGCUGCUAAAGCCAGCCACAUGGUUGAAAUGCUGACAGAUGAGAAUCGGCUAUUGAGAGAGGAGCUUACCAGUUAUGCCAUCAGAGUUGCCAGAUUACAAAAGUUUGAAAUGGAAAUACAAAAAGUUCAUGAGUCCCAUAAAGCUCUGCUGAAGUCUGGAGAAAAGAGGGAAGCACUCUGGCUGGCCAUGAAGAGGAAGCUGGAGGAGAAGAUUCAAACUCUUGAGUCUCAGUCCACUGAUACUGGUAAGGCACCAAUCAGCACCACAGAGGCUGAGCUCAAAACCAAGAUGCUGGAGAAGGAUGCAAUGAUUUCCAAACUUUUAGCUCAAAGUCAAGAACUGUCUUUGAGUCGAGAUGAGCUAGAAGGGGAGAACACCCAGCUCACCUUAACAAUUACGGAGCUCAGGGCCCAUGUUGAAAUAUUUGAGAAUGCAUUACUGGCUGCACAGACUAAGGUUCUCACACUGGAAGAAGAGAAACAUGCUUCCAUGGAUAAACUUGAGCAGCUGCAGAAAGCACUGACCACUCUCCAGACUGCUUCUGAGAAACAGGAGAAAAAAGAGAGGGACAUGAGAGCACUCUUGGAAAAAGAGCUGGACAUGUACAGAGCUCAAGAAAAGGCUGGGAACCAAAAGAAACCUGAUGCUGGUAAAGAUGAUUUGAAAGGUUCAGGUACUCUUAGGAAAAUGCUUGAUGAAAAAGAUGCUAAAAUAUUACAGCUGGAAACAGAAUUAGCUGCAAUGGAGCAGAAGUAUGUCAAAGAGACAACACUGAGACAAUUGAAUCUAGGAGAAACUAAUCAAUCUUCCAAGGAUGUCAGACUGAGCUCUCUGGAGAAGAGCUCCUCUGAUGUAGGCAAGUUGAUAGAUGAAGCCAAAACAGAAAAGCUGAAACAUAUAGAAGAAAUGCAUCAUUCACAGAAGAAUGUUGCUGAACUUGAAGCCAAGGUUCGACAGCUUCAGACACAAUUGGUCGAGAAGGAUGCCCUCCUAAAAAUAUUUCAGAGAGCCCCUCUUGCCAUGGCUCGAAGUUCAAGUCUCCACGCACUGUGCCAUUCACCACUGCACUCCCCUCGCCCCUCUCUUCUUUCUUCUCAUUGCUGGCCUGGGAGCAACCAAUCAGCAGAAUGCUCAACCACCUCUAGCUCCACCUACAGGGAAUAUUCAACAAUUAGACACAUGAAGACAGGUAGUGCAGGAGCUGUGGAACUUGGUCAUAAAAUGGCCCUAGAUGAAGACUUGCUUUCUAAAGUUCAGAAUUUAAAUGCAGAGACAAAAAAUGAUUCUGAAGAUGAGGUUAAACUCUGGCAUGUGUGAAAAUGAAGAAAAAUGUUUCACAGUUUAAAUGGAGCUUGAAUUUCGACUAAAUUAAAAUAUAUUCGGCCCAGUAGUGUGAGCUCUCCGCCUUCGUUCCUGGAGGAAAAAUUAUCAAAUACCUUUCAUUCGAUAGCUUAUUUAUGUGUUUAUACAAUUUUGUCAUCUUUUAGGAAUUCAAUAUUCAGAACAUCAUUGUUUACAGUGAGUUUUAUUUAAAAAAAAAAACAACUUUUUUUUACAGAUAAAAAUGUGUUCAUUAACAAUUAGAAAUUGAACAAAAAAAUGACUAAGUUAAUUUAGCUAUUUAGUGGUUAAUCGCUUUUGUUCAUGCUUUUAAUUUAAGAAGUUUGUCUCUAACGGUACAGAAAAAUCAUUUUUGAAUCUAGUCUUUCCCAGAGAUUGUACACAUUAAAAUGUCAGUAAUGAAAAUAUUUUUUUCUCUGGCCAAUUGACUUUAAACAGUGGCAUGAUUAGUACGUAUUUUCAUGGCACUGCCACUCCCUAGAGUUUCAGUGUCAUGGAUUUCACUCAUGAUCUGUCUCCCACAGCUUGCAUUAUUUUACUGAUGCACACCUGGCAAUAGUAUUAUCAUACCCUGCAUUCUUGUGGCAGUAAUAUUUUUUCCACACAUAAUAAUAAUAAAGCUUAAUUAUUUGCUCCUUGAAAGAUUACUGUUGUAUAGAGACAUGAAUGACCCAGUCAGUAUUUUGUUAUGCUGUAGAAUUAUGUUCCUCAUGGUGAUAUUUUCAGCUGUGCAUCAUCUUAUAAAGAGAGCUCAGUACUUCUAUGCUAACCUGUAGACAAAAAAUGUUUCGUUUGUUUCAAACAAAAAAUAGAAACCAACGGUACAAGUAUUUGUAUAUUUUGUCAAAGUCUUUCAAAUAUAUUAAUAAUAUAUAGGCUACUUGAAGUAACUGUUCAAAUUAAAUACUUUAACAGCAUAACAGUAGCCUAUCUUUUUCGUAUCAUAUUUUGUUGUUUGUUUGAUAAGCUUUUCAAAUGAAAAAAAAAAGGCUAGUAUAAUUUUUUUUUUAUUAAGAAAACCAUCGGAUUGAAUGAUACAUUAUUUAAUCUUUGUGUUAUAUAAAAUUGAAUCAUCCCAUUGUUAAUAGGCCUACUUGAGUUAUGGUCUCUACAAAAUGACUUACAGAAGCCUACAGUCCAACUGUUAGUCAAUAUAAAGUGCAUAUAAACUGCUGUAUUCAUUACCUAUGUACAAUAAAGGCCUUGGAUGCCUUUUACUGGAGACACUUUCAAGUGUUCAUCUUUCAAAACUUGGCAUAAACCUUGUUUAAUGUCAGAAAUUAGGAUAGAGUCUGGUUUACACUUUCUAUUUUUUGAUGGCUCAAGAAAUGGUUAUAAAAUAGACAAAAUCAGUUCUUGUUUUUUUAAAGUUCUUACCUAUAAUAUUUAAAUGAUGUAAACCGGAAUUCCACCAGUACAUGAUUGACUCAUUCUAUUCCUUUCUCAGUACAAUUAAGUUUACUUUGGUGCCUCUUUACGCUCCUGCAUUGCAACUUCAUCUACUUCAUAAUUUCGCCUACUUUUAUCAGUGUUAAGUUUCUCUGUUAUUUGGUAUGAAAACAUUGUUCAUUAACAAAUUGUGUCUGCUCCACCACCAUUUCACUGAACAUUUCAAUGUUUUUGUUAUACUUCUGUUGAUCUGGUGCUAAUAGUAUGAAAUAAAGCAUUUACAUGAUACAUACUUCUGAUCAUUUUUUUGGCCAAAUAAUUAUGUAUUGAGAACCUUUAUCCAUGUUUUGUUUUUUUUCAAAGUGGCAUGAACCUGGCCAGGCAAACUCUCCAGGAUUUUAACUUGUGACAUUCACAUGUCCUAUAUCUUUGCAUUGUUUGCCUCCUAAUUCAGCCUUGAUUACAUGUUUGUUUUACUGACACUAUUUGGGUGAAGGUAAUUUGAAUAAAAUAUUGGCCUGAAAGUAUGGAGGAUUACAAACUUCUUAAUCAUUUGUGAAUAUUUUAUGAUACUUCAUUUUUUGAUCAUUUCAAAUGGAUUUUUUUUUUUUUGCUGUAGUCAUUGCUCACAGUUGGCACAAUGCAAAUGUGAAAUAACUUUGUGUGCAUUAAGUAACCUAUAAAUCUGGAUGCAAUUUAUUUUUGAUGACAAACUUGUUGAUUUUAUGCUAAAUGCGCAAUCACUUGUUUUCCCUACCCGGUAGUCAUAAGUAAUCCUAGCAUUAUGCACUUGUUGGUUUGAUGUUAACCCUGAUUACUCUUUAUUGGUGGCCUGCUUUAUGAAAUACUGCUGAUAUUUGUUUUAAAUGGUGAUUAGAGUUGGUUUGUUUUGAUAGGCAUAUUUGUGGACAUUGUUCCUAAAGCUGUUGCCUUCAUAUGAUAAUUUGGUGCAUAGUGAUGUUGUGUGCACUUUUCCAUAUUGUUUUAUAUUCAUUGUUUGUUAUUGCGAACAUAUUCAUAAAUAAAAUACGAACUUUUUUUUCAUGUUGAACUGUUGAAUGUAUCAAUGUCAUAAUUGUUCAUCGUUUUAAAGCCACGUCUCAUACCAACAAAACAAGUCUCAUUGUGCUAUUUAUUGUGAAGUUUUACAAAUAAUGUCUUUGCUGUUAUAAGUAUAACUUAUACAUAUUUAAACUAUAACUUUGUACAUAAUGUAAUACCUUGUGUUAGGUUUGGGUUAGUGCCAAGCAGAAUGACUUCAAAUGUACAGGAUUGUUUUUUUUCUUAAGUUCAAAGAAAUUGGCUGAGCUGUUUUUUCCUAUCAAUGAAAACAUUAGUCAACUCAAUGAUAAGUUAAUGUAAUAGUUUUGAGUAUUUAAAUAAAAUGGCCUGCUGUACAUAGUAUAAUGCCUUAGUCUUGCGCUGUUUUUCGGAUGUGACAUCCUGCGCUGGCCCUCAUUUUUUAUAUGUACAUAAUAAAACCAACAUGAACAUAAUUUAUUACCUGAUUAUGAAUGUCAGACCCAGCGCACCCCCCCCCCCUCCCACUUCUAGUUCCCCUUCCUCUUUUCCUUGUGAUGAUUCUGUACAACUGAUUUGUUUGUGUUUGAUAGAGACCUAAAGCCAAUGUAUGUAAUAUAUUUGUAUGAUUAAAUUAUUGAUGAUUGUCUAUAAUAAACUGACUUUUUAAAAAACUUAA